UCCUAAUUCCUAUGGAAAUAUUAAUAAAUAUAAAUAAGUACUGAAAUAUUUGAAGUUUUAAUUCUUUAAUGGUUAAAAAAUUAAUAUAAAGUUUGCCUGAUAUGUUAGCAACAUAAACGAUACAGUAAAUCCAGGGUAAUAAUUCUCCAUCAUGGAAUACUAUUCGGAUCAUUGUUUGCAAUCCGAACAUCUGUUAAAUGAUGAAUAUGCUAAUGAUUUUUCACAACAAUUCCAAGUACCAACACAGGAAGGAGAAUAUGAAUUGCGGAGUAGUGUUUUGGUGGAUGGCGGGGAUAGUUUUGGAGUCUCCGCUGUGGUGUUUGAUAAACAUGAAGAAUUAAUAUGGAUGGGAAAUCAAGGGGGCCAUGUUACCUCAUAUUACGGUCCCACUAUGCAGAAAUAUACAUCAUUCCAUAUUCAUGAGUCGGAAGAAGUAAGGGACAUAGUGACCGAUGAAAUAGGUAUUUAUGCAUUGACGAAAACAACUCUCCGUCAUCAAAUACGUAGAGGGAUACCAAAACAUACUUACAGAUCAUUAAAUAUGAUAGAUAUGCAAUGUUUGUUGCAAGUCAAUUCAACAAAACUUAUGAUGGGAGGUCAUCAAAAGAAAUUAUUGGAGUUUGAUAUAGCAAAAUUCACAGAAAAUGUUAUACCUAUAAAAGAAGAAGGUUGUGUAGUAAUGCGCAGUGGCGGAGCUUCACUUUUGGCUUGCGGUAGCGCAAAUGGACAAGUGUCACUUCGUGAUCUUAGGACUCCAAAGGCUGCCGAACAUACUUUCCGAGCUCAUACUAAUUUUUUGUCUGAUAUGGAUAUGCAAGGAGAUCUGCUUAUAUCAUGUGGAUUCACAGAAUCAGCUGGAGGUGUUGUAGUAGCAGAGCCUUAUGUAGUAUUAUGGGACUUACGUUGUCUGAAGCGCGGGUCUACAGUGGAACGAGCUAGGGUAAUCAAUACAGCAGCCGCACCAUUGUUGCUGCAUUUCCUGCCAGCGUUCUCUGGUCGUGCGGUGGCACUGUCAGGAGAUGGACAUGUCGCGUUGCUUCAUGUUAAUGCACCGGAGGAGAAGCAAUCUAUCUUCCAGGUGGAUACUCAAAGCACUAUGAGUGUAAUGGAUGUGUCAGCAACAAGCCAGGCUUUAGUGUUUGGUGAUCAAGGAGGUCAUCUGCAUCUGUUCUCACCGCAGCAAAACAAUGAACCACAGUUUAAUAGCUUCUCAAGAGACACAGAAUUCGCAGAUCAAUUACCAACUAUGACGACCGCGAGUUUAAAAGACGAGAAUUUCAAGUUUUCCUCAGUCAAAUUGCCGUCAUUGGCGGAUGGUGCAUGGUGUAACGAAUUACCUCCGGAAUUCUUCAAUAAGGGUUACAGAAAACCGAAGCCAAUCGACCCCGAGGUACUUUCUACAAUGAAGAUGAAAGGACCUAUUGGUUAUGCUCCAAAUCCGAAGACUACAAAAAGAAAUGAGAUGCCUUAUACCUCAGAUAGUUUGGAAGAUUUGAGUGAGGAUAAACAAAAUGAUAAUUGCGGUACAUUGCCCAUUCCUGAGCAUUACCAAAAGUUGGAUCUCCAUUACAAUAAACACGGGUCGAACGAGGAGCUGGAAAACUAUAACAAAACUAAAUUACCUGGCUUAGAGGCUACAAUACCUAAUUCAUAUUGCAAUCCAAUGCUGCAGGUAUUGUAUUACAUCCCGCCGUUAAAAGCGACUCUAUUGGCGCACACUUGCGCUAAAGAGUUCUGUCUAAGUUGCGAAUUAGGCUUCCUAUUUCGCAUGUUAGACACAUCUAACGGCGUGGCAUGUCAGGCCAACAACUUCCUGCGCGCGUUCCGCACUGUCCCCGAAGCAGCCGCGCUCGGUCUGAUACUAACUGAUACGACGGACUCCAGACCUGAUUUAAUAGCACUUAUUCAGAGUUGGAAUCGUUUUAUCUUGCAUCAAAUACAUUCAGAAAUAUUAGAAACUCGUAAGAAAGAGAAAGAAAUGGCAAAACUAAGUAAAACAAGUCCACCUAGAUGUCGUUUGAAUGCUAAGAUGCAAGCGGUUUUAAACGGGCCAUACAAGGAUGCAUUCCAAUAUACUAAAUUAGACUUUAUUGCUGAUUACGAUAAUGACGAAAAUAAUACAGACACAUUGAAGCUAAAAGAAGUUAAAAACGGAAUUGACCAAAUAAAACUCAGUGAGACAUAUCCAAACAAUCGUUCUGUUGAACGCGAGGAGUCCGAGAUCUCUCAGUUGUUUGCGAUUGGUAGACAUCAGCUAAAUCGAUGUCUCAAAUGCAACAAAGAGGAGGAGCGCGAGUCAGUGACGCUGGCGUGCCUGCUGCAGUACGGGGAGACCCGGCCGGCGGGCGCACCGGGCGCGGGGGGUGUGGUGGGUGCAGGGGGUGCGGUGGGUGCGGGCGGUGGGUUCGCGGAGCUGGUGCAGGCGUCACUGUCUGCGCGGCGCAGUACCCCCGCCUGGUGCGACGCCUGCUCGCGGUUCACGCCCACAGCGCAGCGCGGACGACUCACCAGAUUACCACCGAUAUUGGCUAUCAACUGUGGCGGAGUGACUCCUCAUGAGAAAGCUUAUUGGUCAAAAGGAUUAAUAAAAGAGGUGGACGCUUCUAAAAAAAACGGAACCAGCAAGCCGUGUCGUUACGGAUCGCACUGCGCACGCGCCGGCUGCAGAUUUAAACAUCCGGACAAACCUACAUCAUCUCAAAGUGGCAACAAGAGUCCGCAGGAAGGUAACUGUGUGUUGCCACAUCACCUCGUGAUCAGACAGCAAUCAGAUGGCGAUGUUGCCAUUAAUGACAAGAAGGAUUUAAACACGGAAAUAAACCGUCUAGAAGUAAACAAGCAGAAGAAAAAGUUCAAGAUACGUUCAGAAGAAGAGUACACUCUGUCCGCCGCGGUUGUGUGCGUGGAAGACAACCCUAAGAAUUUAGUCGCGUACAUACAAGUCAACAUGGAAAAUGAACCUAAAUGGUAUCUUUUUAACGACUUAAGUAUUGUUCCCGUAAGCGCAGAUGAGGUGGUGGAAUACAGUGCAUGGUGGAAAUCCCCCUGCGUAUUGUUCUAUACCGCCGCGCGCGCACGUUACCGCCCCCCCACCGACACUAGCCACGCCCCCUAACGGCGGCUCUCACUCUCUUACACUAUACCCAUCUCUCUCAUUCUCUUCGAAGAACAGAGAUAGCAUUAGUGUUUGUCUUUAAGCGAAUUAAAACGUCGCAUUAGACUCAUAUUAAAACAAGUUGUGCCAGCGACUUCGUUCGCGUGUUAUAUUGUCUUUGGGUAGCAUUUUAAUUACUUAGGCUAAUUAUAUAACUUAAACUUAU
This is a messenger RNA of Papilio xuthus (Asian swallowtail), 3320 nucleotides long. It is a transcript of the gene PAN2, whose product is annotated as PAN2-PAN3 deadenylation complex catalytic subunit PAN2. The transcript is spliced from 21 exons. Gene Ontology annotation, molecular function: protein binding; poly(A)-specific ribonuclease activity. Lineage: Eukaryota; Metazoa; Arthropoda; Insecta; Lepidoptera; Papilionidae. Gene Ontology annotation, cellular component: PAN complex; P-body. Gene Ontology annotation, biological process: nuclear-transcribed mRNA poly(A) tail shortening. The record is from RefSeq and is a predicted model, not a curated record. Bases 152 to 3115 code for a protein of 987 amino acids.